AUUUCCUGAAAAGUGACCAAACCGACUUUGAAAGUGACCAAAGUGACCAAGCUGCUUUUUCCUGUCUUUUUCAAAAGAGGAGACGCCCAGGAACAACCAUCUAGCAUGAACUCUAUGCUAAACAGGAGCCAGCAGAAAACUAUCUGCUCCCAGCUUGGAAAUGUCAAACUCCAGCUGCUGUACAAGGCCAGCAUCCAUGGUUUCACCGGUGCAGCCUUUCACAAACGAUGUGUCAACUGCUGUCCCACAGUGUCUGUGGGCUACAACGCCUCUGGUUAUGUGUUUGGAGGCUACACCAAACAACCUUUCAGUCAGUCUGGACAGUAUGUGCAUGAUGACCAGGCCUUUCUUUUCACCUUCAGUGGAGAAAAGCUCUGCAAGUAUUCUGUCACUGAUCCUGCUUACGCAGUGAGAAUGAUAUCUGGCUCUGGUCCAUAUUUUGGAGAGGCGUUGGUUCUUGUCCAUGGAAACAAAGCAGUAGUCUACAGCAGUCCAGGAAAUUAUUACAACUUCAGUGCUGCAGAAAUGCAUGGCAAUGACCUCAAACUGACUGAGUGUGAAGUCUAUGAAGUUGAGGAGAUCCCAGAAUUUGAAAAGCCAUGGAGGCCGAUGGUCUGGAAAAAUGAGAAGAGAACAGAGUUGAUGGACAGUAUUACGCUCUACCGCCCCAUGAUCAGCUCUGUGUCCCAGGUUCGGGUUCUGCUCAUUGGACCAGUUGGAGCUGGAAAGUCCAGCUUUUUCAAUUCUAUCAACUCUGUAUUCAUAGGCCACGUCAGCAACCAGGCCAUCGCUGGCAGCUCUACCACCAGCCUCACCACAAAGUUUCGCACCUACUCUGUGAAAGCUGGACGAGGAGGAAAACCUCUGCCAAUCAUCUUGUGUGAUACCAUGGGAUUGGAGGAAAACACGGGGGCUGGGCUUGACAUUGAUGACAUCAUCAGCAUCCUCAAAGGCCAUCUGCCAGACAGUUAUCAGUUCAACCCCUCUGCUCCUCUGCAUCCGGAGGCCAGCGGCUAUCGUAAGUCUCCGGGGCUCAAGGAUGAGAUCCACUGUGUGGUCUAUGUCACUGACGCCUGCAAGGUCUCCAUCAUGCCCACAAAACUGGAGCUGAAGCUGGAAGCUAUCCGCAGAAAGGUCAACUCGAUGGGGAUUCCUCAGCUGAUCCUGCUGACUAAAGUGGAUGAAGCCUGCUCUUUUGUCUCACAGGAUGUAACGAACAUUUAUAAGAGUGGCUACAUCGAGGAGAUUAUGCAGGAGGUCAGCGCUCGGCUUGGUGUGCCGAUGUCCUGUGUUGUUCCGGUGAAGAACUACAGCAAAGAGUUUGAGUUGGACCAGAAUUGUGACAUCCUGCUACUCACCGCUGUCAUCCAGAUGCUUCGCGCCGCUGAUAGUUACUUCGAUGAGCUCAGUGACAGAGACCAGAGAAGAAAAACAACAUUGAAACCAGAGAAUAGUAAGGAUUAGCACAGCAGAUGUCAGCAGAUGUUUAUAUCUUGUCCAACUGUAAUGAAAUGCCCAUCAAAGGUCCAAGAUGGCUAUAUGUAUAAACCAAAUCUGAUUUGACUGAAACUGGGACUUUCGAAUGAUGUAAAGAAUUACAAAAAAACAGUUUAUAUUUAAACUACCAUUUUAAAGUUUGGAAUCUCCUGCAACAAAAGAUUGAUUGGAUCCUGAAAGGACUACUCUUUAUUUCUGAAUGGUCUUUCAUGCUUUUAAGUCCUCUUUACAAAUAGAUGUUAUUUUGUAUAAAGGGUUUGUUUUGUAUAUGUAAAACAAAAAAGUGUACAAUGGUUCAACUAGACUGACAAUUGAAAGGGCAGAAAGAGACAAAGAAAAGAAUGAAAAUGAAGAAUGAAAAUGUGUGCAGAUCCUGUUUCAGUGUCAAGUGCACAAUAAUGCAGCCUAAAAAAAGCUGGAAUUAACAGGCAACGUGUUGCUUUAAUAAAGAUAUCCUUCAAACUUCACAAUAGAAAUAGGUUAGUCUAGGGUUAGCAUUAUUGGAAUAUCAGUUGAACAUACUAUGGACUGACUAAUCACAGUUUAACCUAUUGAAUCUACCACUGAGUAGACUGCAGAGGGCCCAAAGAAACGAGUCCACGAAAUAUUUAGAGCCCAAUUGCACUGUUGGUUCAAUAAUGACUGAGUAUCACUUGUGCUCUUCUGGAAUGGAAAACAAACUCAAAAUCCAAGUUCCAACAGUAUUCUCCUCUGUCAUGCAACAGUGUAGAAAUCGACUAAAUAGAAGUUUUAAUCAUUUAAUCAUUUUUCUUUUGGGGCUUACUUAUACUGUUAUUAUCUCUGUUAAGAUAACCAUUGACAAAAAGAAGAAAAACAUAACAGAUAAUCCCAAAUGUUUUAACUUUUGUGUCUCGCUCAGAUUUUGCAGUAGCGUCUAAACAUUAUGCAUCCUGGCACAAAGUCUUGAUUAAAGACAGUGCUAAUACCAAACUGCCAUUAACAUUUGCAGUUAAGUCAUUCCAGUCCCUGUUCUUUUUUUAAUUAAGCUUUGUAGUAAUUAGACUUUUUCUUAACCAUAUUUGAUGUCAGGGAAACAACUCCCAGUUUCUCUGAUGUUUGUAUUGGCAGAUGAAAUCCUGUUUAUUGUUGUGUUGCUUGUUAGCUUGUGCUUCUAAUUGAGUCAGUGACAGGAUGUCAUGUAGAACUUGGAAACUUCCUAUGUUGAUCCUUUAUCAUUCCUAAAAUGAAUAAUCAGUCAGUAUUUUGUGUUCAAUAAAAGCUCAAAGUGCA
Messenger RNA from Perca fluviatilis (European perch), 2748 nucleotides. RefSeq names its product interferon-induced protein 44-like. The transcript is spliced from 8 exons. Gene Ontology annotation, molecular function: GTP binding. Lineage: Eukaryota; Metazoa; Chordata; Actinopteri; Perciformes; Percidae. The coding region runs from base 106 to 1464 and encodes 452 amino acids. The record is from RefSeq and is a predicted model, not a curated record.